Molecule: messenger RNA, 2316 nt
Organism: Polypterus senegalus (gray bichir)
Lineage: Eukaryota; Metazoa; Chordata; Cladistia; Polypteriformes; Polypteridae
Product: protocadherin-10-like
Exons: 1
Coding region: 1-2316 (771 amino acids)
Biological process (GO): homophilic cell-cell adhesion
Cellular component (GO): plasma membrane
Molecular function (GO): calcium ion binding
Source: RefSeq, a predicted model, not a curated record
AUGCAGGAAGGAGCAAUAAUCGGAAAUAUAGCUUCUGAUAUUGGCGUAGAUACAAGCAGUCUUUCUAAACGGGGGCUACAGAUUGCUUUAGGAGGUGGGAUGCAGUAUCUGGAUGUUAACAGAAUAAGCGGACAAUUGUUUAUUAAGAAAAAAAUCGACCGAGAAAAUAUUUGCGCAUUUAGAGAUAAAUGCGUACUUAAUCUGGAGGCUGUACUUGAAAAUCCAUUGCAGAUAUUUAGCAUUGAAAUAGAAAUAUUGGAUGUGAAUGACAAUGCUCCGAGAUUUCCUUUCAGUGUAAGUCGCAUAAACAUUUCCGAAUCAAAGACAAAAGGGGAUAGGUUUUUAUUGGUGAAGGCUAUGGAUCCUGAUGUUGGUAAUAACACUGUAUGUAAUUAUAAGCUGAGUGAAAAUAUUUACUUCGAAAUUAAUGUGCAGACUUGGAAAGCUGGCUCUGUUUCUGCAGAUUUAAUACUUAUAGAGACAUUGGAUAGAGAACAACAAGCUAGGCACAAUUUAAUUCUAACGGCAGUGGACUGUGGAAUCCCUCCACUGUCUGGCUCGAUUAAUAUCUCUGUUUCCAUUCUGGACGCAAACGACAAUGCUCCGAAAUUUGACAGACAGAUUUACGAAGCGGUGAUUUCAGAAAAUGCAUUAAUAGGAACGACUUUUAUUACACUGAACGCGACAGACAAUGACGAAGGCUUCAAUGCAGAGUUAUUAUAUUCAUUUAACCCUCACACCUCCGAGGAGGCACAAAUGAAAUUCAGUUUGGAUUCGAGAACUGCUGAACUCAGAGUUAAUGGACUACUGGAUUUCGAACAAUCACAUCAAUAUGAGUUAUUUGUGCAGGCAAAGGAUAACGGACACAGUCCUAUGACCGGGCAAUGCAAAGUAGUAGUACAAAUAAUUGACAGCAAUGACAACCGCCCUGAAAUUAAGGUUGCGUCAUUGAAAAGCUCAGUAGUAGAAGAUGUACCCAUAGGCACAGUCAUCGCACUCUUCAGCGUCACGGACUUGGACUCUGGGGACAAUGGUAUGGUAAACUGUCAUAUAUCAAAUAAUGAGGAGUUUGAACUUCAGCAGACUAUGGAUAAUGUUUAUGCUCUGGUGACAGCAGAACUAUUGGAUCGAGAAAAAAAAUCUAGUUUCAAUAUCAGAAUCGUUGUCAGGGAUAAUGGAACUCCUUCCUUGUCAAACAAUAAAUCGAUUUCUUUAAAACUGUUGGAUGUAAAUGACAACGCGCCAUCGUUUUCACGUGUCUCAUAUGAAAUUCCCAUCCCAGAAAACAACAUCCCUGGCUCUCUGCUGUGUUCCAUUACUGCAAAGGAUCCUGAUGCAGAUCUGAACGGCGCUGUGAAAUAUUCCAUACAAGAAAAAUAUGAAUUCAAUAACACCUUCAGGAACUAUUUUUCCAUCAAUCGGGACAAUGGAAACAUUUACUCACUGCAGUCUUUCGAUUAUGAAACACAGACAUUUUAUACAUUUGACGUGGUUGCUAAAGACUCUGGCACUCCUCAGCUAAGCAGCAGCGUGACAGUCAAGAUAACUGUUCUUGAUGAAAACGAUAACACACCGGUUAUUGUAUCACCCUGGCGCCCUCAUGGAUCAAUAGUUAGUGAUACAAUUCCGAGUUCGGCUGAAGAAGGAUAUUUAGUGACCAAAGUUAUAGCAAUUGAUGACGACUCGGUCCAAAAUUCACGAAUUACAUAUCAUUUGCUUCAAGUUACUGACCAGACAUUAUUUAAAUUAGACCAAUACAGUGGGGAACUUCGAACCAGAAGACGAGUGGGUCAUAGAGACUCUUCCAAACAAAGACUUGUGAUUCAAGCCCGGGACAAUGGCACUCCUUCACUGACCUCGACAGUUACAAUCCUCGUUUCAAGAUCUGACCCAGAAGAUAAAGGUCUUCCAGUACGAAAUGAUGAGCUAGAUCCUGAGUUUUUAACGCCCUUAAACAUAUAUUUGAUGAUCGGUCUUGGGUCUGUUUCACUUCUGUUGCUUUUAACUUUAUUGAUCUGCAUUGCACUUAAAUGUCAUCAUAAUCCAUCUGACGACAGCACAAAAUCAGCAAAUCGGAAUAGCUGCUACAGCCAAAGAGAUUCGAUGAUUUCCGACCUGCCGGCACACUCGACUUUAUAUUCGAGCGACGCCUACUGGCACAGCGUGCUUUUAGCGGAAUCAAGAAAAGGCAAAAUGCUGGUGAGGCAGUCAAUGCCCAAUGGAACUGGCUUCAUCGUGUCAAGUUUGGAGAGGAAUUCGGAUCAGGGAACGAUAAGUGAAUUAGCUGAAACACCAGUUCAGGUAAGACUGCUGUAG